Petromyzon marinus (sea lamprey) is the source of this 2658-nucleotide messenger RNA. Its product is annotated as G protein-activated inward rectifier potassium channel 4-like. Gene Ontology annotation, cellular component: plasma membrane. Lineage: Eukaryota; Metazoa; Chordata; Hyperoartia; Petromyzontiformes; Petromyzontidae. Gene Ontology annotation, molecular function: inward rectifier potassium channel activity. The record is from RefSeq and is a predicted model, not a curated record. Gene Ontology annotation, biological process: regulation of monoatomic ion transmembrane transport; potassium ion import across plasma membrane.
ACCUGGACCUGUGGGAGGACUUCACGGGCAGCAGCGAGGAUGCGAGCGGUGGGCGAUCAUCGCUCUGCUCCAGCAGCUCCGUCGGGACGCGACGCAGCGUCAGCGCGUCCGUGAGCGGCUCGCAUCGCUCCGACGCCGAAGUCGCGGUGGAUAUCGAGGGGCAGGACGGAUCGGAGAAUUCAAGCUUUGUAGACUCGGAGAACGAGUUCACGGCGUCGCUGCUCGGCAGCGGAGGCUACCGGCAAAGAGAGGACGGCGAGGCCUCGGUCGCAGUCAUUAUUGAGGAGGAGGACGAGGAGGAGUUGGAGGUGGGGAAGGAGGAGGAGGAGGAAGGCAUCGACCUCAUCGCCGACGGGAAAGCCCUGGAGCCUCAGAGCUGCAGCAACAGCUCCAUGGCAAAAUCGACGGUGCAGAAGCUGCCCAGGCAGCUGGUCGGAGACGGCCCCGGUGCCCUCGAGAAGAGAGCUCCGCGCUGCAAACGCAUCGAUGCCCAGGGAGCACAGGCAGCCGCCCCCAUGGCCGGCAAGUACAAGCGGCAGCGCUACGUGACCAAGGAUGGAAAGUGCCGCGUGCGGUUGGGCCACAUCCAGGACAAGAUGCGCUUCCUCUCCGACAUGUUCACCACCAUCGUUGACCUCAAGUACCGCUGGUUCCUCGCCAUCUUCACGCUCUGCUACCUGCUCACGUGGCUGCUCUUCGGGCUCGUCUACCUGCUCAUGGCGCUCAUCCGAGGUGACCUCGACCCCCAGGAGGGGCACCAGGCGUGCUUCGACAACGUGGACGGCUUCCUCGGCGCGCUGCUCUUCUCCGUCGAGACUCAGCGCACGAUCGGGUACGGCACGCGGUCGGUGACGUCACAAUGCCCCGAGGGGGCCAUCUUGGUGAUGGUGCAGUCCAUCCUGGGCUCGAUCAUCGACGCGCUCAUGGUGGGCUGCAUGUUCGUGAAGAUCGCGCGGCCCAAGAAGCGCGCCGAGACGCUCGUGUUCACGCAGCACUGCGUCGUCUCGCAGCGCGACGGCCACAUCUGCCUCAUGUUCCGCCUCGGCGACCUGCGGGACACCCACCUCGUGGGCCCCAACAUCCGCGCCAAGCUCGUCCGCUCGCGACAGUCCAAGGAGGGUGAGUUCCUGCCGCUGGAGCAGUCGGACAUCAACCUGGGCAGCGAGACGGGGAGGGACAGCCUCUUCCUCGUGGAGCCUCUGCUCAUCUACCACGUCAUCGAUGCGAGCAGCCCGUUCUGGGAAUUCUCGGCGGAGUCGCUGCAGCACGAGGAGUUCGAGAUCGUGGUCAUCCUUCAGGGGACGAUUGAAGCCACCGGUAUGACGUGCCAGGCGCUGACGUCCUACACCAACGACGAGAUUCUGUGGGGCCAUCGCUUCGAGCCAGUGAUGUCGCUGGUGAAGGGCGCCUUCAAGGUGGACUACAGCUGCUUUGAGAACACGUACGAGGUGAACCUGCCGACCUGCAGCGCCAAGGAGAUGUACGAGAAGCAGCAGGCUGCCCUAGGCCUCAUCUAACAUCACCGGACGGCAGGGGCCGCCCAGAAUGGGUCAGUGGGGCGGUUGGGCAAAAUUGUCCAUUUGCCACUUUUGCCCCAAACAGGGCCCAACAAUUGGCAUGGUGACAUUCUGUGUUCUGGGCCUUCCCAAGAACCUGGAGGUGACCCUGCUGGAUGGUUCCACCAAUGCUAUUAUAUCGACUGGAGUUGGGACGAUUUGUCAGUUAGGUCAAUGAAUGAGUCCAUUGGGUCAAGUCAUCGAUAAAAUGGUGGCCACCCCUACAUUCCGUCUCCCAAAGGUGAGAAACCCCUUUACAAGCUCCACACAUCACCUUCCUCGGAGGUCAGAGCGUGGAGUUUGCACCACUGAGAGUUCAUAUCCGGGUUUUCUGCUGCCCGUGAUUAAACUGUGUUCUCAAUUGUCGUGAGUUGAUGGUCUGUUUCAGCCCCGUAAACAAUGACUGCAGAAAAGCACCACCCACGAUAUUCCAUGUGGCUCUGUACUUAAUUUGGCUAUAAUGCUAGCUUUGAAAAUGAAUUUUACUUUUGGUCUAACUGUCAUAUCACAAGCAUUACUCACGGUAGGAGGCGGGUGAGAAAUUACAUUGUCGCCUGAUGUCUUUAAGAGGUCACUAGAAGGUAUUUCAGAUGUGAUCAUGUAAUGUCUACUUCCACGGAUUGUUGUACUGUUCUCUCACACAGGGCGAUGCACUUCUUUUUUUAGAGUUCUAAAAUAGAAUCCUAAUAUUCUUUGGGUCUUUCAGUAAAGUCACGUAGAUAGGUUCAAAUUAAUAAAAAAUAAAAUAAACAAAAAAACUACGACGUUUGGAUCACAACACAAAGCGACUCUCAUCAGGAGGAAAAAAUACGGCGAUCGCUUGUGCUGUGAUCGAAACGUCGUAGCUUUAUUUUAUUAUUUUUUUAUUAUUUGAACCUAUCUACGUGACUUCACCGAAAGACCCAAAGAAUAUGAAUUCCUGCAGUCAUGGAAGCUUUAAGUCAAGAUUUAGAGUUUUAAUGUACUACUUAUGUAUUUACUGUUUACUAUUAAACGACUAUUUUUAUUUUACCAGGUAACACCCACUGAUCUAUAUAGCCCUUUUUCAGAAGCUCAACCAAGUGGCUUAUCGUGUGGAAAUGUAUAGCAACCAAAUAAUCUA